This is a messenger RNA of Myxocyprinus asiaticus (Chinese sucker), 3745 nucleotides long. RefSeq names its product GTP-binding protein 2-like. The record is from RefSeq and is a predicted model, not a curated record. The transcript has 12 exons. Lineage: Eukaryota; Metazoa; Chordata; Actinopteri; Cypriniformes; Catostomidae. Bases 239 to 2065 code for a protein of 608 amino acids. Gene Ontology annotation, molecular function: translation elongation factor activity; GTP binding; GTPase activity. Gene Ontology annotation, biological process: translational elongation.
UCCAUGGAUGACGAAUGACUGGAAUACAUGAUGGAGGCGGGAACACUGCUCUGUCCCGGCCUACUGAGGAGGAUGUCGCUGCGGUCAUGGAUCCCAGACAGAUCGCGUAUCACAGUGCAAUAGCAAAUAACUUGAAAGCAAGGAAAUGCAUAGACCCCGUUUAUAAAUAAGAGGUGCAUUUUUUCAAACACACGUAUAUUUAACUUUUCGUUUAAAACAGUAGCACUUUAUCUCGUUUAUGUGCGAGCGAGCUAUGGAUGUGCAGGUCGCAGACCGCAGCAGCAUCAAGUCUGCGCCGCAAACAAACAGCCCGCAGAAUAACGCAGCAGAAAGUGGGACACAAAAUGCACCAAAGAAGAGGAGAAGAGGCAAAAGGGGGAAGAGACGGAGGGGCAAGAAGGCCAACGAGCCUCCGCCGUUUUUACCACCGGAGGCUGAAGAGGGAAACAUUGAAUACAAGUUGAAGCUAGUGAACCCUACACAGUAUCGAUUCGAGCACUUGGCCACUCAGUUGAAAUGGCGACUUCAGGAGGGCCGUGGGGAGGCGGUGUAUCAGAUUGGGGUGGAGGAUAACGGUCUGCUGGUUGGACUGACAGAGGAAGAUAUGAAAGCAUCACUGAAGACCCUUCGCAGAAUGGCCGAGAAGGUUGGAGCUGAUAUCACACUCCUCAGAGAGAGGGAGGUGGAUUGUGAUCGAGCUAGACGGAAAAUCGCAGAAGUUCUUGUGCGGAAAGUGCCAGAUGACCAGCAGUUCCUGGAUCUGCGUGUGGCUGUUCUGGGUAACGUGGACUCAGGGAAGUCGACUCUGCUGGGCGUGUUGACUCAGGGCGAGCUGGAUAACGGGCGAGGCAGGGCGAGACUCAACCUCUUCAGACACCUGCAUGAGAUUCAAACCGGCCGGACGUCCAGCAUCAGUUUCGAGAUCCUCGGCUUCAACAGCAAAGGAGAGGUUGUAAAUUAUAGCGAUUCACAUACAGCAGAGGAGAUCUGUGAGAGCUCUUCAAAAAUGAUCACAUUUAUUGAUCUGGCUGGUCAUUAUAAGUACUUGAAGACCACCAUAUUUGGCUUGACAAGCUACUGCCCAGACUUUGCCAUGCUGGUGGUAGGGGCAAACACUGGCAUUGCUGGCACAACAAGGGAGCACCUGGGUUUGGCUAUGGCGCUGAAGGUGCCUAUAUUCAUUGUGGUGAGUAAGGUGGACCUGUGCGGCAAAAGCACUGUGGAAAAAACCGUCCGUCAGCUGGAGAGAGUUCUCAAACAGCCCGGCUGCAAUAAGGUCCCCAUGGUGGUGGCAAACCCUGAUGAUGCUGUCACCGCUGCACAGCAGUUUGCACAAUCCUCCAGUGUGACGCCCAUCUUCACCCUCUCCAGUGUAUCUGGGGAGAAUCUGGACCUUCUAAAGGCCUUCUUCAAUAUUCUGCCUCCUCUAAGCAACAGCAAAGAGCAGGAGGAACUAAUGCAGCAGCUUACGGAGUUCCAGGUAGAUGAGAUUUACAGUGUUCCUGAUGUAGGGACAGUAGUUGGUGGAACGCUUUACAGUGGUGUCUGUCGUGAGGGAGACCGGUUGGUCGUGGGCCCUACAGAUGAUGGUAGGUUCUUGAGGUUGAAAGUAUGCAGUAUUCACAGAAAUCGCUCUGGAUGCCGUGUGCUAAGAGCUGGACAGGCCGCCACACUCGCUCUGGGGAACUUUGAUCGCUCAUUACUACGAAAGGGCAUGGUAAUGGUGAGUCCUAAGAUGAACCCUACGAUCUGCUGGCAGUUUGAAGCUGCGAUCGUUCUCCUGUUCCACGCCAAGACGUUCCGCCGUGGUUUCCAGGUCACGGUGCACGUGGGGAACGUGAGGCAGACUGCAACAGUGGAGUGCCUCCUUGGGAAGGAGGAGCUACGUACAGGAGAGAGAGCCGUAGUGUGCUUCAGAUUCUUAAAGCACCCUGAGUACUUGCGUGUGGGAGCAAAGCUCCUCUUCAGGGAGGGGGUGACCAAAGGCAUCGGACAUGUGACGCACCUCCUGCCCUCCACACAGAACCAUGUGCCUGACCAGAACCACAACCAGAAUCACAAUUAAAUACUCUAUAAGUCCAAAGAGGACACUCGACUGCAGUCACUUCCUGUCCUUGCCUUGAGUUUGCAUACCCUAGUUUUAUCAUGCACCUUUCAUUUCCACACUCAGAUUACAGAGAGGCCGUACUACUUUUAUCAUAGAUUUGCCUGUAUUAAUCGCAGAUUUGCCUGUGUGUAAAUGCUCUUGGCUUUUGUGAGGUUUACACACAUAGAAUAUAUAUGAGGGCAUAUCAUGCAACCUGUCCAUGUUGGCAUAAUUUGACUACCUUCUACCAAGUGAGAGAUGAAUUUGUGCCAAAAUACGGUAGAGUUGGAUUGGCAGCACAAUCUUUGACGUCAACGAUAAAAGAUGAUCAAAAACGUUUUCUUCUGAAAAGCUGAUUAGCAAUCCUAAAUAUACAGGACUAUAUGUUUAAAUUUAGCCUACCAGUUGAAAACCACUGGAUAAGAGUAUAAUAUACGGAGUGUAAUGGAGCUCGGAAACCUUACACAUGUGCAGGUUUCACAUCUUAAGUUAAAGCUGUUUGACCUUGAGUAAAGCAUGUGGGAUUUUGAGUCACUAAGCUGUGGUCUUAGCUGGGUAUCUAGAGCAGAUUGUUAAACGAACACUUCUCUCUACAGCCUGCAUUACAGAUAUAAGAACAUAAUCGUAGCAUUUAUUUGAUUGAGAAAUUUUCAAUUGGUCAAUUCCGUAAACUUCCUCAGAUUCUUAGUUACCCUCGUAGAAUUGGUGCAUACCUCAGAUUCAUAUUGUAUUUUAUGAAGAUUUUCACAGGACAGUCAUAAGCAAAAAUCUCAGACACAGUACACACCAUUUUUAUUUUAAUGUGAACAAAAAUGAGGCUGAGAGGGGCAGAAAUACAGUCUAGAAAACAGGGUGACAAUCUUUUAGUUGAUUAAAUUUUGAAAAUACUUUUUGCACAAAUUUAAAUGUAAAAAAUGGAAAACAUUUGUCGUAAACAUUAGACAUACAUACGACCUCAAGACGACCCCAGGAAAGAUUUAUACAGAAAUCCAUUGCAUUGCGACAAUUUACGCAAGAAUGGUUUAAUGAACUAUUUACAUGAAUACGCUGCAUUGUGAAAAUUUACUUAAAAAUGGUUUUACAAACUAUUUAGAUUAAUGCGUUGUAUAGUGACAAUUAACACAAGAAUGGUUUAACGUAUGAUUUACACAGAAAUGUGUUGCAUUGCGACAAUUAACAAGAAUGGUUUUUCAAACGAUUUACACGGAAAUGUGUUGCAUUGCGUCAAUUUACGUAAAAAUAGUUUUACGAACUAUUUACAUGAAUGUGUUCCAUUGUGACAAUUAAUGCAAGAAUGGUUUUAUGUAUGAUUUACACAGAAAUGCAUACAUAAAAAUAGUUUUCCGAACUAUUUACACGAAUGCGUUCCAUUGUGAAAAUUUACGCAAGAAUGGUUUAACGAACUAUUUACACGAAUACGUUGCAUUGCGACAAUUUACUUAAAAAUGGUUUUACAAACUAUUUAGAUGAAUGCGUUGCAUUGUGACAAUUAACGCAAAAAUGGUUUAACGUAUGAUUUACACAGAAAUGUGUUGCAUUGCGACAAUUAACAAGAAUGGUUUUUCAAACGAUUUACACAGAAAUGUUGCAUUACAUCAAUUUACGUAAAAAUAGUUUUACGAACUAUUUACACGAAUGUGUUCCAUUGUGACAAUUAAU